This is a messenger RNA of Lampris incognitus (smalleye Pacific opah), 1330 nucleotides long. RefSeq names its product peroxisomal trans-2-enoyl-CoA reductase (gene pecr). The transcript has 8 exons. Gene Ontology annotation, biological process: phytol metabolic process. Bases 22 to 918 code for a protein of 298 amino acids. Gene Ontology annotation, cellular component: peroxisome. The record is from RefSeq and is a predicted model, not a curated record. Gene Ontology annotation, molecular function: trans-2-enoyl-CoA reductase (NADPH) activity. Lineage: Eukaryota; Metazoa; Chordata; Actinopteri; Lampriformes; Lampridae.
UCUGUGUUGGAAAGUUUAGUCAUGGCGGCGUCCAGCGUAUUCAGACCGGGAUUGUUCAAUAAUAAAGUGGCAAUUGUUACGGGUGGGGGGACCGGUAUCGGCAAAGCGAUUACUGCAGAGCUGCUGGACCUCGGCUGCAAAGUGGUCAUCUCAAGUAGAAAGCUGGAGAGGUUGGAGGCAGCAGCACAGGAGCUGAAACAAAAAAUCCCUCCUUCCAACCCUGCAUCUGUCACUUCCAUGCCAUGCAACAUCCGCAAUGAGGAUGAGGUGAAGGCACUUGUGACAUCGGCACUGAAGCAAUAUGGACGGAUAGAUUAUCUGGUGAAUAAUGGAGGAGGACAGUUCAGCAGCCCAGCAGAGCACAUGUCCUACAAAGGUUGGAAAGCUGUCAUAGACACCAACCUAACUGGAACCUUCCACUGCUGCAAAGAGGUCUACGCUGCAUGGAUGAAAGAACAUGGAGGAGUGAUUGUCAACAUCAUCGCCGAUAUGUGGAAAGGCUUCCCUGGCAUGGCCCACACAGGAGCAGCAAGGGCAGCAGUGGAUAAUCUGACCAAGACUCUGGCAAUCGAGUGGGCAGCAUCGGGAGUCAGAGUCAAUGCCAUUGCACCAGGUACAAUUAUUUCAAAGACAGCUGUGGAGAACUACAAGGAAUUUGGACCAACGCUUUUCAAGAUGUCCAUUCCCUUCAGCCCAGCAAAGAGACUUGGAGUACCAGAGGAGAUCUCCCCGGCAGUAUGUUUCUUGCUUUCUCCUGCUGCCUCCUACAUAUCCGGGGCCACCCUAAGGGUUGAUGCAGGACAAAGUCUUUACCACUCCGUAUGGGAGAUACCAGACCACAAUGCAUGGCCUGAGGCUCCAGAAGGGGAGAACCUGGACACUCUGAGGGAUCUGCUCAAUCCAAAAAGCAAACUGUAACACUCUAUUGCAACAUAAGUGAAAGCUCACGCAAACAAUGCAAAUUGGUCUUAUGGCUGUUGAUAUAGUCAUUAGGUUCCAUGACCACAAAAAUAUGGGACCUUUACCACUUUCACCUUGAUUUAAGAAUGUUUAACUCCUUUCAGUCAUGUACAUAACAUAUAUUUAAUUUGUUCAAUAUGUAUGUGAUUGCUCAUUUCUGGUGUUUAAAUUUAAAAAAAAUGUUUCUCAAUGUAUGUGAAAUUCAAGUGCCACAAAAUGUAUGGUUUCAAACAUGUCUGAAGAACACCCCACUUGCCUUCGAACUACUCUGUUAAUAAAGAGCAAUGAAGCAAUUAUUGGUUUCUUCUGGUUGAAUAUUUUCUUUUGCACACCUACAAAACAGUUAUUUGCGUUUGUAGAAGUAUUCGGA